GAACAACAUAGUGUGAUGUUAUGUAGUAAAUGCUCGAUCAAUCGGAAUAAGGUCUCGUAGCCAUCAGGAGAUCAGGAGAGCGGGCCGUAUCAUGGCGUCUGGGAGUCAACAGCACCAGAUUCAGGUGAUGCUCACGCUGCACGACGGCGAACGCUCAUUCGGUAUGUCUCUGGCUCAGAAGAGUCCGGCGCUUGGCCCCAAAUACACGGUAGUUUCCAGCGUCUUCGCCAAUUCGCCCGCCGACCGCGCAGGUGUCCGCAAAGGAUACGUGGUGCGAAGUAUCAACGACAAACCUGUGGGCGGUCUGACGGUUGCGCAGGUCGCUAACCACUUCCGAAACGUGGGACAGGCUAGAAUCACGCUGGAAAUUGUGGAGAGCGCAGUGUCGUCUCGGCCUUCAGCUUUUACAGCGGCAGCGACGUUCGGAAGAGUUACGACCUUGCCGAAUAGACCGGCAACGCAGACUGUAGCUGGUACUCCGGUUGAUCAGCGUUCGACAACUCCAGUGACGGGGUUUUCUGCUGUUUCGUCAGGUAGGGCGAUUGCAGCUCCAGGAUCAGCAUUGGCGGUCCCUAGAGUUGCAGCACCCAAGCAGCCCGUUCUGAGAUUUGGAACGAAGCCUGCUGCAAAGACAUUGGGAUUGAAGCCGCAGACUGGGGUGGCUUCUGCUGCGACUGCUGUGGCAAGUGCCGACGCGAAAAUUUCGAGUGGAAUCAAUUGUAAGAGUAAACCUGUGGAGCCGGUACUUCGCCUGGGGCCAAAACCGAAAUCAGUGGCGUCUGGAAAAGCUGAAGAGAAGGUGACAGCCAUGACAUUAAGAGCAGAACCCAAACAGGUACCAGUUGCAAGGGAGCCUAUUAACAGUAGGGUGCCGCAAAGCCCUGUUGCAGUGAUCGACGUUUCCAGAGGUGUUGAAAGCGCUCAAACAACUAGAGUUGCACAGCCAGAAAGCUUACCAGCUCCAAUACCAACUCCACCAAAAGCAAAAUCUACAUCAGCAACCACAACAACUCCGACUCCAGCAGCGAAGAAACCGGUCUCGGUAUCGACUGCAGAAGCUAGAUCUACUGCUGUGGUUAUGUCAACAGUGGCGCAGUUUCCAUCUUCAACGGCGCCAAAUAAUUCAUCUUACAGAACAGCUGCUAAUAUACAAGUGUCCACAGCAUCACCGGCAAGUACGGUCAACGUACCAGGUCCCGCUCGGAGUUCGACAUCAGCACUACCACAAGUUGCAGCGGCGCCUGCAGUUCAUCCACCGGAACCAGCAGCGAUGUCAGCACUGAGGAUGCCUCCAUCUCCGGUGAUAAUCUCACCAAUGACUUCAGCAAAUUCAACACCAGCUCGAAGUCCAACUCGAUCAAGCGUAGUUGCACGAUCUGCUCCAGCACCGCCCGUACCAGAACAAUCACAAGCCACCACGAAGACUGGUAAGAAACGUGGGAGGCCGCGACGCAAGAACACAGCACCAGCAAAUGGCACUACAAGUAACAAAGGAAAGGGCAAAGCCAAGAAGACUUCGAAGCACCACCAGCAAAAUGACGAGAUGGAUUCCAUUCUGGACGACGACGAGAUGCUCGAGUGUUAUGCCUUUUCUUCGGACUCGGACGUAGAGGAAUCUCCAUCCGCGAGAGCUAAACGCCGCACUGCUAACGGUCGACGUCGAGGAGCUACCGACCGUCCUCGACAUAGCCUUACCGUCGACCGGUUGCUUGGGAUGGGAUUCACACAGGAAGAUGCGGAGGCGAGCGUGAAAGAAAUUGGUGAUGACCCAGACGCCUGCAUGGUUUGGAUUAUUUCAAAGAUCGAGGAGAGACAAUUCAACGAGGAUCUUAACCGGGCAUCGAUUCAGUCGGAGCAGUCGAAACGUGACGAAGAGAAGCGAGUGAAGAAAAUGGAGCAGGAGAAAAUCUCCAACGCCGAGAAAUUUAUGGCCCUGUUUCCGACAUCCUACAUGGUAUGUCCAGAAUCCACUGCUUUGAGCUUGAAGAAGUUAUUACAGUCGACAAUUGAUCAAGUAGAUGGAGAGGCUUUUAUUCGUGAGGUCUUCUCCAAACUCCUGACCCUCGAAGGGCAGUCUAUCCGAUGGUAUAAAGAAGCUUCCAGGUCGUACAUGUUGGAGCUCGCUGGACGUCUGGACACUGAAUUGGGCAACCACGAUAUUAUCACGUGCUGCGCGUGUGUCAAUUCUCCGAACGAUUCGUGUUCGUUCGUUCAAAAAGUAUUAGAAGAGGUGAAGGCACUGACGACGGCACUGUUCGAGAUGCCCACCAACCAGGGGGGCGUACCCCCGGUAUUCCUUGAGUGUGACGAGACGACAAAGUUUGAUCUAGAAGACGAUGGCUUCGAAGUAAUUGAGCUGGAUGAGUAAACAAAAUGUGGGGUGACCUAUUUACUUGUGCGAGUAGGAUUGGGGCGUCGUGUUUAAUGUUAAAGGACAACGUUGUCAAGCUCGCAGUCCGUCUACUCUUCCCCAUUGUUUUGUUUUCUGACAUUCUCGUUUAUUCUGUCACGUAAAUGCCUUCUCCAGCGAACCAGAGUGUGUUCUCAUCGCGCGUGGAGCUGCCACUCACUUCCUGCUGGCCGUUAAUGGGGCAUCGCGGGCAAUUGCUGUCAUCAAACCGGGACCUCGAGCUCGUGGUGAGCAGGUGGUUUGUCGCCCGGUGACGCAGACGUACGAGCUCGCCACGUUUCCAGAGUCCGUCGUCUUCGCACUGGCCCUCGGCCGAGCACUGCUGGUUCUCCUGACACUCGACGACCCACGAGUCCAUUCGGUCUCCUUCUCCAGCGACACCAA
This is a messenger RNA of Phytophthora nicotianae INRA-310, 2794 nucleotides long. RefSeq lists its product as hypothetical. The transcript is spliced from 6 exons. The coding region runs from base 92 to 2368 and encodes 758 amino acids. Gene Ontology annotation, molecular function: protein binding. NCBI's taxonomy places the organism in Eukaryota, Oomycota, Peronosporomycetes, Peronosporales, Peronosporaceae. The record is from RefSeq and is a predicted model, not a curated record.